CUUAACCAUUUUAUUUUCUCUUUCAGAGGCCGCUGGUGUAAAAUUUACUCGCUUUCAUCUACAUUAGAUGACUUACAGGGAUGCCAUUCAGAAUCUUCGAGGUUCUGAAUUCUCCUUUUCUUCUCUACUGUCAUCUUCCUAACCUUGUCAAGACAAGAAGUAGAAGAAAACGUACUUUUGUUUCUUUUCUCCUUGAGUCCGCUUCACUUGGUGCCCACAUCAGUAUCAUAAAGGAUCCUUAAUUUCUCUGCCAUGCAGAAUUGGGACCUGCUGAAGAAUGUGGAGCAGUACUGAAUUGGUCAGUUAGUGGUGCUUUCUGAGAAAGGUUGGAAAUUCAUUAGCAAGAUGGGUUGCAUUCGCAGCAGUGAAAUGGUAAUAAGGCCUAACGAAAUGAGACUCAUUACUGUGAGUUUACUUGGAGUCCUGUUCGGUUUCCUGAUAGGGUCGUCUUUCCCUAUAGUGAAUUUCAACCUUCCAUCUAGCAUUUUGCCUUCCAAUGGUGUUUCUGUUAUUGAGAAUGAGGACUCUGGGCAUGCCACUGAGAUAUCAUUGGAUCACUCUUGGACAUCUAGAAGUCCGCAAAAACGCAGCCAUCAAGUGAACGAUACAUCUCAGAUUUAUGUUCCAUCAAAUCCUCGUGGUGCAGAGCUUCUCGCUCCCGGAAUUGUUGUUCCUCAAUCGGACUUGUAUUUGCGAAGAUUGUGGGGUGAUCCCAGUCAGGAUCUACAAAUUAAACCAAAAUAUUUGGUAACUUUCACAGUUGGUUACAAACAGAAAACCAAUAUCGACGCUGCAGUAAAGAAGUUCUCAGAAAACUUCACGAUUCUGCUUUUCCACUAUGAUGGACAAACAAGCGGAUGGGAUGAGUUCGAGUGGUCAAAGAGGGCGAUUCAUGUCAGCGUGCAAAAACAGAGUAAAUGGUGGUAUGCCAAAAGAUUUAUGCAUCCUGAUAUUGUUGCUGCAUAUGAUUACAUAUUUCUAUGGGAUGAAGACUUAGGACUCGAGCACUUUGAUGCUGAAAGAUAUAUAAAAGUGAUAAGGAAGCAUAAACUUGAGAUCUCACAGCCAGGGCUGGACCAAAAAAGCAGAACAUUGUGGCGCAUGCCCCGAAGGAGAGAAGAAGGUGAAAUGCACAAAGAAACGACAGAGCGGCCUGGUUGGUGCAGCGACCCGCAUUUGCCACCUUGUGCAGCGUUUGUGGACUUAACGGCACCUGUUUUUUCUCGAGAUGCAUGGCGUUGCGUGUGGUACAUGAUUCAGAAUGACUUGGUUCAUGGAUGGGGUUUGGAUUUCAUUGGCUUGAGAAGGUGUGUGCAACCGGCACAUGAACGGAUUGGAGUUGUGGACUCUCACUGGGUUGUCCGCCAGUCUACUCUAUCACUUGCGGACCAGGGUCAAGCAGAAAAUGGAACGGCGGGACAGAAAGAGAUUUUGGAAAGGAGUCAAACGGAAUUGGUCAUAUUCAUGCAUCGAAUGACCAACGCCGACAAGGCAUAUUUCGAGGCGAUGGUGUCAACUCAAGCCCACAAUUCCACAAGAAAUUAUUAAGAAAAGAAAGAUGGUUCUUCUUGGCCAAGCAUGCAAUUGCCUCAGUUUCUGACUUUGAUAUGUUCUUCCUUUCUUAAAUAAUGUACUGCUGUAUCACUCUCAAACAUGUACUUAUUUUUUUUUUCUGGUUGAAUUGAGGGAGAACAUUCACCAGGAAACAAGAGGACAACACCAAAAUGAUAUGAUAGAUGAGGGUAGAAGGCUAGGAACUGAAGCCCCUGCGUGUUUGGUUUCACAAGGAUGGAAUUUUUCUGUUUUAACAUUUAUUUUAGGAGUAAACGGAUUGGAUUCAUAUUGGAUAGACUCUUAAUGAUAUCUUCCUUUUCGGAUAUUCA
Molecule: messenger RNA, 1883 nt
Organism: Nymphaea colorata (pocket water lily)
Lineage: Eukaryota; Viridiplantae; Streptophyta; Magnoliopsida; Nymphaeales; Nymphaeaceae
Exons: 15
Coding region: 346-1548 (400 amino acids)
Source: RefSeq, a predicted model, not a curated record